Penaeus indicus is the source of this 339-nucleotide messenger RNA. RefSeq lists its product as uncharacterized. Lineage: Eukaryota; Metazoa; Arthropoda; Malacostraca; Decapoda; Penaeidae. The transcript is spliced from 2 exons. The record is from RefSeq and is a predicted model, not a curated record. The coding region runs from base 1 to 339 and encodes 112 amino acids.
AUGAGUGCAAAGAAAUGGAUUUAUCUUGACGAAUAUAUUCGAUUUGAAUUCGUGUCCCUCCAAAAGAGUGAUACUGAGGUCCCCCAGUUUGUGAUAUGUUACAAAACUUUGGCCAGUGAUGGAAUGCCGCCCUCACGCUUGGGACGCCACUUGAGGACAAGCCCAAGGCAUCCUUUGAAACAAGGACAUUCCUUGAAGCAAGCUAAGUUGGACGCAAAGAAGGAUCGAUUAAUUGUCUCAAGACGUCAGAGAUCAGAUUCUCAACCAAGUAAGAUUCUCCUGUUUUUGGCAUCCAGUGUGACGAAGCAACUGACCUCUCUCAAUGUUCCCAGUUACUGA